ACUAUGUUAUACUAGAUAAUGUACUGUUACCAGUUCUACAAUGUGACUGGGAUACAGGGUUCAGUGUGGCCAAUUUCUCCUUGUCUGAUUGGAUGACAGAUCACAUGAUACCUCCAGCAUCAAAGCUCUCAGACAACAUGGCCUCCAAACUAUUCCAGUAUCUAGGAUUAUCAUACUACCUUAAAUCUCCAACAUGUAGUAGAGCCAAUAAUCCCUAUACACCUUCACAACAAGGGUGGAAUAACUUAUGUACAAGGAAUGUUACUCUCAGUGACCUAACAGACCCAUUGAGUUGUUAUUUGGACUACACCUGUUCUACUGUGGACUGUUGCAUUGAUGUAGAAAAAGUAGGGAGGACCUUAAUGGCGUCUUUGUCAAUAGACCACUGCCAACAGAAACUGACGAUACAGCUAGAAAGACUUAAUAAGGAUGUGUCACUUCUGAAUUAUACCUGGGGCACUCAAGAACAGUUGAACUUGUUAGGAGUUCUCAGAGCAGAUUUUUCAGUACAUAAUCUAGAAUCAGAAGACAGUUACCUUGUAAAUCUUGAUCUACAGAUUUGUUUUGAAACAACUGGACCUUGUGUGUUUAGUACAUCUGUACUAAGUAAUGUCAAAUUGCCACAAACAAAGUGUGAUUGGUCAGCAGGCAAAGAUUUCUCAUUGACUAAAUGGUUGUCAGAGAAAUACUUGACCAGACCAGUAGGAUCUGAUAGCCUUCCACAGUGGGCAGUUCUCCAGCUUAGAGAAGAUUUAGGACUGUCUAGAUUCUUGUCAGAUCAACAGUGUUAUAACAUUACCAAUCAGUUUAUGAUUACUGAUGAUGGCUGGAAUUCUGAAUGUGUUAAUGAUGUAAGUUUACCAGAUAUAUCAGGAAGCGGUGUGGUAUGUUCAAUACCAACAUCUUGUACAGCAUUGGAAUGUUGUGUUGAUACACCAUUACUGAAUACCUCCAUACAAACUUCUCUAAGCAUCAUUGACUGUAGAAACACCCUACACGUACAGAUAGGAGAAAGACAGACAAGCAUUAGACUGAAUGAGGUUCCAUAUGGUAUUGAGAAUACAUUCUCUAUGUUUGGAAUAGUUAAGUUAAUAUACCAGAUAGACAAGCUGAGCCUGGAGAAAGCCUAUAACCUCAAUGUUAAUAUAUCUGUCUGUUAUGAAACUGGAGGUCCAUGUCAGAUAAAUGUACAGGUCUUUAACAAUACAAUACUCAAUCAGACUACUUGUACAGAUGAGGGAUUCCUGGAUAAGGCAUUUUCAUUAACAAAAUGGUUGACAGACCGAGGACUGACUACAUCUUCUCCAGCCACUGAUGUAACAGCCAAUGAUUUGAUUAUGGAUCUAGGACUAAAUGAUUACAUGGGACCUACCAGUAGAUGUGACUUAACAACACCCCCAUACAGCCUGGCUGUGAAGGGUUGGACCAACGAAUGUUCUAACCUGACCAAAGCAGGACUGGAUCUCACUGGUGAUAUAGCCUGUCACAUACCAUCUACAUGUAACUCUAUGACUUGCUGUAUCCAGUCUGACCUACUAAGGAGGUCACUAUUUACCUCUAUUGACCUCAAUACAUGUCUAUAUACCAUGACUGUCACUAUAGAGGACCAUCAGCAUGAAAUACAACUCCUGAAUUAUAAAUGGGGAACUAAUGAAGAGAUACAACUUCAUGGAGCAUUCCGUUUGAAAUAUGUCGUGAAUAACAUUCCAUCACAAGGAAAGUUUGCUGUUGAUGCCUCUAUCCAUGUGUGUUUUGAAGCUGGUAAAAGUCCGUGUAGAAAUGUGUAUAAUGUGAUGAAGACAUCAGAUCUUCUGUUUCCUUCCUGUGAUAGUCUACUAAACAUGAUGCCAUUCAAAGUUGUAAGCUGA
This is a messenger RNA of Mytilus trossulus (common blue mussel), 1868 nucleotides long. RefSeq lists its product as uncharacterized. The transcript is spliced from 14 exons. Lineage: Eukaryota; Metazoa; Mollusca; Bivalvia; Mytilida; Mytilidae. The coding region runs from base 93 to 1868 and encodes 591 amino acids. The record is from RefSeq and is a predicted model, not a curated record.